This is a messenger RNA of Oldenlandia corymbosa var. corymbosa, 3163 nucleotides long. Lineage: Eukaryota; Viridiplantae; Streptophyta; Magnoliopsida; Gentianales; Rubiaceae. The record is from the annotation of a GenBank genome assembly.
GCUCGUUCUGUCGUUGUAGGCAUACGCGAAAAGGUUCCAUGUAAAAUAGUGUUGUUCGAUUUAAUGCUAGCUUUGGAAUUUUAUCGUCGAUUUUUUCUCCUGAUAGGUUUUUCGCAGCUAAUUUACAUGUUUACGGCUUUUUUUUUUUUUAAUUUUAAUUUUAUUUAUUUAUUUAUUUAUUUUUGGCAUUUCGCUCGUCAAUUUCUGGUUUUCUCUUUUGGAAUUGUGCGUCGGUCUAGUUUAACACUGUUUCCGGAGUUCUGUGAAGAUUGAAUGUGUUUAGGUUGUUGACUAUUUUAGUUGUUUUGGUCGAUAGGUGGUUUAGUGAGCAUACUGUGGAAUCAACAUUGAUAAUUGAAUUUGUGAAUCGGUGACGUCCUUCCUAUGUUUCUUUGUUUUUUUUUUUUUUUCCAUUUAGCUCGUCAAUUCCUGUUGGUUUAGUUAACACUGUUUCUGGCAUUCUGUGAAUCUUGAAUGUGUUUAGGUUGACUAGUUUAGGCUGGUUGAUGGGUGGUUUAGUGGGCACAGUGUGGAAUUUACAUUGAUCAUUGAUCUUGUGAAACACACAUAUUAUAAAAUGAAUGGUGAAACUUUGGUGCUUUUUGCUAAAUUAUUAACUUGUUUUUGGUUACAUUUUUUCAAUUUGAAAAUAUAAACCUCAGGUUCUUGGAUCGUUGAAGACUAGAGAAUGGACAACGAGGAAGAGGAUCUUGGCAAGUAUCUUAAGUGGUUACAAAAUCCUGAUUCAAGCGUUCAGGUUCAUAAACAGGCCUUAGAAAACAUAAGGCACAUAAUCACGAACCACAAAAACUCUAUGAGAUUGAACUCGAUCUUAAAACCACUGAAGUUUUUACAACCUCAUUACGGAACACUCAGACAUGCUUACAAAAGCAUGGCUGAUUCUGAGAAUAAGAAACUUCUGAAGGACAUACUUUCUGUUUUAGCCUUGACGAUGUCGGGUGUCAAAGUACAGGAGAGCUUGGCCUGGAGUUCUGAUGCCUGGGUUCUUGAUUAUGUAAAGGACAUGACUGCUGUAAUUUCGGAAAUUUCUGCUUCUUCAGUGAAGGUUGAAGAAGAUGUUGAAGAUGAUUAUGAUGAUCUAAUGGAGCUUGUCCAUCGUCUAUUAGCUUUUCAUAUGCAGCGCAAUGCUGAGAAAGAGGCUGUUGAUCUCUCAGUAGAGGUGAAAGGUUUUCAUCUCUUGGUGGAUGUCACGGAGCAGCCAAAUCUUGAGAAGACCUGUGCUUAUCUUUUGAACUUGGCGAAGAAGCUUUUGGGAACCAGCGACUUUUCACUUCUUGACACUGCAUUCGAGAUUUAUGUUAAAUUUGCAGAUUUUCAAAGAGCAUUUCAAAUCGCUUUGUACCAGAAGCCAUAUGACUAUAAAAUGAGGAAUUUGAAGACUAUUUUCUCUAAAGUUAAAGACAUUUCGCUGAAGAAGCAAUUCUGCUUUAUACUAGCUAGACAUGGAAUUUACUUCCAGCUUAAUGAAGCAAUGUGUGGUGAUGAUAAACUGAGAGAGGAUUUGAAUAGAAUCACCCACAACGUAUAUCUAAGGAAUGCCUACUUAAAACUUGCUCGGGCAUUAUAUCUCAUGGUUCCCCAAUAUUACCAAGAUAUCUGUGAGGUUCCUUUUCCUGGUAAGGCUUCGAUAGUGGAUGGAGAAAUUAACUUCGACGUUGAUCGAAAGAAAUUGGCAUCAGCGUUCGUGAAUUCCUUGGUUAAUGCGGGUUUUCUUUGGGAUGGGGGCUUAUCCAUGAAUUCUUCACUCUGUGACAUGGUCUGUCAUGCAAAGACCAGUGCUGUAGCAAGCAUCGGUUUACUUGUCCUUUGGUGGGUAGAUUCGAAACCUUCUGAGUUGUACAAUCGCUUAGAAAGUGCUGAUGGAUCUGUUGUAGAUGGUGCAUUAAUAGGCAUAGGAAUCAUGAACUGUCGUGUCUGGAACGAAAAAGAUCCUCCAUUGCCACUGCUGGCGAAGUACAUAAGAAAUAAUUCUUAUAUCCCUAGGGAUAUUCCACAGCAACCUACUCCUAAAAUUGGUGCAAUAAUGGGUCUAGCACUUGCAUAUGCUGGCUCUCAGAAUGAAGAAAUUAAGGGUCUUUUAAUCCCCAUAGUACGUGGAAAGGGAGGAGCAUCGCAUGAUUUAAUUGCAUUUGCUGGGUUGUCUUUGGGUUUGGUGUAUCUUGGUUCGUGCAACAAACAAAUUUCCAGAGCAAUCACUCACGCGUUGAUGCAUGCUGAGUUUAAGCAUCAUCUGACAAGACUGUUGCCUCUUGCUCUUGGACUUCUGUUCCUCGGUCAGCAGGAAUUGGCAACGGAUGCUUUUGACAAGCUGUAUAGCUUACGCAAAGAAGUUAGAAAGUAUUGUGAGAUCACACUGCUAUCUUGUGCUUAUGCAGGCACUGGCAAUGUAUUAAAGAUUCAAGAAUUUGUGGGACAGUGCACUCGGCGUAAAGAGGAAAGCUUCCAUGGUUCAGCUGUGAUGGGGAUAGCAUUAGUAGCAAUGAGUCAAGACCUAGAUUUUGAAAUGGCUGUUCGUUACCUGGAUCAUCUUCUUCUUGAUGGCAAUUCAAAUGCAAGGAAGGCAGUUCCUCUGGCUUUGGGUCUCCUCUGUGUUUCCAAUCCUAAGGUGGAUAUUAUUGCCAAGCUAGGAAAACUAACGCGCAAUCAAGACUCACUUAUAGCAAUGGGAGCUAUAAUUUCAUUGGGCCUUGUUGCAGCUGGAACAAAGAAUAUUCUUGUGUCCAAGAAGCUUCACGCGUUAUCCAAUUACUACCGCAAGCAAUCCCGGUUUCUUUUUUGUGUUCAAAUUUCGCAGGGCCUUUUGAAUUUGGGAAAGGGGUUGUUGACCCUUUCCCCAUCCCAUUCCAACGGACUUUUGUGGUCACCACCUGCCCUGGCGGGUCUGCUUACUACAUUGCAUGGUUUCCUGGAUAUGGAAACUUUUUUCUUUGGGGAAUAUAGUUUUGUCUUGUUCUUUUUAGUCUUGGCCAUGCAGCCAAAGUUAUUGUGCACAUUCAAUGAGGACCUGAAAGUGAUAAAAGCAGCGGUGGAGGUGAUUGAUAAGGAUGCCAAACCAAAAGAUGGCAUGUCCAUGACUCCCAUUCUCCUUUCAGCUGGGGAAAGGCCAAACUGGCGGCCACCGAAACUAGAUAUUGCUCGCUAG